UCUACAGCAGGUCUCAGAGGUUCCUCGGGAACCUUCUCUACAGGAGACUUUCAAAGUUCUAUAGGAGGCCUUGGAGGCUCUAUAGAAACUGACUCUACAGGAGGCUAUGGAGGCUCCUCAGGAAGCUCACCUACAGAACAUUUUGGAGAUUCUACACCAGGCCUUGAAGACGCGGGAAAAUUAUCCACAGGAAGCUUUGAAGGUUCUACAGGAGGAUUUGGAAGCUUUACAGCGGGCCGCAAAGCCUCUCUAGGAACCUCUUCCACAGGAGGUUUUGCAAGUUCUCCAUCAGGCGUUGGAGUCUCCUCUGGAACUUCUUCACCAGAAAACUUUGUAGGCUCUACAAUAGGCCAUGAGGCAUUACUUAAAGGACAUGCAGGAGGGCUUGGAGGUCUUGGGGGUUCAUCAAGAGGACUUACAGGUUCAUUACAAGGACAUGGAGGUUCAACAGGACUUAGAGGAUUAGCAGGUUCAACAGGACGUGCAGACUUAAAAGGUCUUCCGAGUUCAAGAGGACUUUCAGGCUCAACAGGCAGCUUUGGAAAUUCAUCAGGGGGAACAGAAGGUGCAAAAGGGAGCUUUGGAGGCUCAGCAGGUGGACUCAAGGCCACAUCACACCAUGGAGGUUUGGAAAUCCAGAUCCUCAAGGACAAUCGUCAAGGACCCGAUGAAAAAGGAAAUUAUGAAUUUAAUUUUGAAAAUGAAAAUGGUAUCAUUCGCCAGGAACAAGGUAUCGCAAAGGGAGAGUCUGGUGCUGUAACGCAACAAGGGGGAUGGUCAUUUUCUUUCCCCGAUGGUACUCCAGCAUCAUUCAAUUUCGUUGCUGACGAAAAAGGGUUUCGAGUUGAGUCUGACCUACUGCCAACUCCCCAUCCCCUGCCCGCUCACGCCAUCGCUCAGAUCGAAAGAGCUCGCCAACAAACAGCCUCUCCCCCACAAGCACCGCAUGCUGAUGGGGCUAAAUUCUCUUCCAAGAACCCCAGCAUAACCUCGGGCUAUCCUUAGCCUGUACUGCCCAGAGCUCUUGAUCUCACAUGUUUUCACAAAUCACCGUCUUCUUUGGAUAUUUCCCAGAGUUAACUUGAGGCUUGCAAUAGCUUUGGCAUCUAAAGCAAUCAAAACUAUUACGCUCUUCCUAUGUAUUUAAUAUAUAAAUAUAUAUAAUAUAUAUAAAUAUAUAAAGG
This is a messenger RNA of Penaeus chinensis, 1184 nucleotides long. RefSeq names its product keratin, type I cytoskeletal 9-like. The annotation marks the transcript as partial. The transcript is spliced from 3 exons. The record is from RefSeq and is a predicted model, not a curated record. Gene Ontology annotation, cellular component: chitin-based extracellular matrix. Gene Ontology annotation, molecular function: structural constituent of chitin-based larval cuticle. NCBI's taxonomy places the organism in Eukaryota, Metazoa, Arthropoda, Malacostraca, Decapoda, Penaeidae.